Molecule: messenger RNA, 744 nt
Organism: Linum trigynum
Lineage: Eukaryota; Viridiplantae; Streptophyta; Magnoliopsida; Malpighiales; Linaceae
Source: the annotation of a GenBank genome assembly
AUGAGAGAUGCUCUGUCCUCUCUCCUUGCUCUCGACUCCUGGCUGGGUCGAUGGGUUUUGCAGAUCAUCGGUGCAGCCCUGAUCACUUGCAUGCGCAAUCAGGCGAUAAAAGGUGGACGAUCGCCAAGGAAAGAAGCAGUGCAGGUCAGCAAUGGAGGCUGUGGCAGAGGUGAGGAGACGCGGGAGAAGGUGGUGCCUGGUGUACACCGCCGCGCUUGCAUUAACCGACGCCUAGCAGCUGAUCGGAUCCAUAGGAAUAGAAGUCGAAAUCGAAAACGCUCGACGGAUGAGGGCGAUUUUGACGCCAUUCAUAGGCAGAAAUCCAAGAAAUUCAAACAACGAACGGGAGGUGGGUGGAGAUUCUGGCUGCCCGCUUCACUGGAGAUGGAUUGCGAAGUACUUUCCCCAGAUUCAUCUGUGGGAAUGGAUGUUCGCAGUCCAAUUAUUACGACGGAUCUCAGGCGAAAUAAUAAUCGCAUGGUCCGACCUCAACCCUUCGGGGGAAUCACUGGAAAAAACAAAAAAGAGUCAUCUUUGAUGUUGACAAAAGAUGCCCCUCCUCUAUGGUGCUUUAUCGCCGGCGAAAUCAGGUGCUCUCGGGCGUCCCAGACUGUCGUCGGCGGCCGAGCUCCCGAUUUGGAGAGAGAAGGGGUAGAUUGGGGCAGAGCUUUCCCGAAUUUCCCGAUCAGUUGGGGCGGGAUCGGGGAUUAUCUUUCAGUUUUCCAAAUCUGUCUCGUAACAUAA